This is a messenger RNA of Halteromyces radiatus, 2032 nucleotides long. Its product is annotated as putative asparagine synthase. NCBI's taxonomy places the organism in Eukaryota, Fungi, Mucoromycota, Mucoromycetes, Mucorales, Cunninghamellaceae. The transcript has 9 exons. Gene Ontology annotation, cellular component: cytosol. Gene Ontology annotation, molecular function: asparagine synthase (glutamine-hydrolyzing) activity. Bases 24 to 2021 code for a protein of 665 amino acids. The record is from RefSeq and is a predicted model, not a curated record.
AUACUUUUAUUUUUUAUUACUUGAUGUGCGGUUUUUCUGUUUACUUUCAUUAUCAAUCAUCUUCCAGCAAAGAUGGAGAUAGACAUAUACCAACAUUGAACCUUGAAAAAUCACUUGAUCUUAUUCAUCAUCGAGGACCUGAUGCAAGAGGAACUUUUGUUUCAACGGAUGGUCGUUGUGGUUUAGGCCAUGUCCGGUUGUCCAUCAUUGAUUUGGAAGGUGGACAACAACCUCUUAGCAAUGUAAACAAUGAUGUUCAUGCUGUAGUUAAUGGGGAACUUUAUGAUCAUGAUCGUCUUAUGAAAGAACUCGAAGAAAAAGGGCAUCACUUCAAGACUCGUAGUGACAGUGAAUUGGCUCUCCAUUUUUAUGAAGACUAUGAUACCGACUUUUUGGAAAACCUACGUGGUGAAUUUGCUAUUGCCAUCUGGGAUGAAAAGAAAAGUAGAUUGAUGAUUGCUCGUGAUCGUUUCGGUAUCAAACCUGUCUAUUAUACUAUUGUCAAUGGUACUUUUUUGGCCGCUAGCGAAAUCAAGGCAUUCUUACCUUUAGGUUGGCAACCAGAAUGGGAUGUUAGUACUAUUAUUCAAGGUGGUGUUACGGGUGAUUACCGUACUUGUUUCAAAGGUGUAUACAAGUUACCACCUGCUCAUUAUUUGACUGUGUCUGCAAGUGGAAGUAUUGUUUGCCAACAAUACUGGGAUGCUGACUACCCUGAUAAGAAUGUACCUGAUACACGUACGGUAGAAGAAAUGAUUCAAGGCGUACAUGAUCGAUUCAUAGAAGCUGUUCGUUUACGAUUACGUGCUGAUGUACCUUUAGCGGUUUAUCUUAGUGGUGGUAUUGAUAGUUCUUCUGUUGUUGGGGUAGCUACUCAUUUAUUACGUCAAGACAAUCCAAAUGCAAAGGUUGAUGUCUUCUCUAUAUCAUUCCCUGGUGGAGAAAAGUUUGAUGAAGGUGACAUCGCCGAAAGAACAGCUGCUUUUUGUGGAUCCAAUUUUCAUAGGGUAUCUGUUUCUGAACAAGAUCUGGUCGAUAACUUUGCAGAAACCAUUUGGCAUACUGAACAGCCUAUUGAAAAUAUGAAUGGUGUUGGGAAAUUCUUAUUAUCAAAACAUUGUUAUGAAUCUGGUUUUAAGGUUGUAAUGACUGGUGAAGGUAGUGAUGAACAUUUUAUUGGUUAUCAAUUCUUUCAUACUGAUUACCUGCGUGAGGCCGACAAGUGUUCACCUGGUGGAUUUGGGACUCCCACAGAAGAACGUCGAAUUCAACUACUCAAGGAACAUACUAGUAAUCCAAUAGUCUUGGGCUUCAAAAUGGAUCCGACCGUGCCAUCGAAAACUGCUAACCGUUGGAACAAUAUUGUGAUGCAAGAUCAUUUUGGUCAAUGGGUAAAUUUGCCUGCUGGUUACUAUCGGGAUGAGAUCAUUCAGAACUAUGGAAUCCCUGAUUUUGGAAACACAUCACUUGAAGCAUUGAAUGCAACUACACGAAGCAAAGCACGAAAGAAAUGGCACCCCGUUCAUGCUAGUUUGUAUUUAGAAAGUCGAACGUUCCUUCCCAAUACCUUAUUGAACGUUCUUGGCGAUCGUAGUGAAAUGGCUCACUCUGUUGAAGCAAGAACUCCUUUUCUGGAUCAUCAUUUGUGUGAAUAUGUUAAUCAUCUUCCUCCUUCUGUUAAGCUUCGUGGGGAUGGCAAAGCAUUGAAUGAAAAGUGGAUAUUGAAAGAAGCAAUGAAACCAUACAUUAGUGAGGAAAUAUACAACCGAACCAAACAUCCCUUCUUGGCUCCUCCUGCUCGUGGUUCUCUUAAAAAAGAAACACCCGUGUCGCAACUUAUAGACAAAUACCUCACCAAAGCAAAAGUGGAUCGAUUAGGCUGGGCAUCCUGGCCUUUUAUUGAACAACAACGCGACACUUUUUUGAAAACGACUGAUCCUUGGAUCUACAAAAAUAUAUUAUUGAUUAUCUCCUACAUAGUGAUUAGCGAACAAUUUGAUAUUGCCCCUACCAUGGAUUAGUGUAGUUUAGG